UCUGUCAAGCAAACAAAUUUGAAGUGCAUACACACAAAUGCAAUAAAAAGUCAAAACUAAAUCAUUAGUAAGCGCAAGUGCAUUUCAUCUCUUUUUUUAUCAAAAUUAUUAUGUGGAAUCUACGUCGCACAUUUAAGCUAUUUAAUCCCUACGAGACUUUAAACACUGAAAAGCUAAGCCGUCGCAUUAAGGACAAUGCUCAUGACAUAAAGCAGCUGCGGCCCAGUGUGCUGAAUACGCAGCAGCUGCAGGAUUGCAAUACAUUCCGCAGCUGGUGGCAGUUCUAUGCCAAUGGACAGAAGCCGCUUUCAUAUGUUGAGCUGCAGCGUCGCUUGGCGGCAAGCCGCGGAUUUGCUGAGCGCAUCAAGGAUCGAAGGGCUGCGAAAUUUUUACAACUGCUAACCAAACCCGAUCCGGAAUAUCAAGCACAAAUUUACGAAAAGCUUUACAAAGAUUUCAAAGACAGCUUCAGAUGCGCCAAGGCCAAACGCUCGACAACAGUUGCUGCCAAAACUUUAAUUGUGGACAAAAAGCGUGCAGCUGCUAGAAGAAUUGGCAAGCGCCCUGCAAUUAGUCCGAAUAAAUAUCUGAGGCGAGAGUCGAGUCAAAUAACUACGCAAGAGCCUGCAACUUCACGUUCAGCUGUAACUGAAGUAUAUCAUCAGGAGGCACCGACUCUAUUAUCCGAUACGUCAUCCAAAAAAUCUUCUACAAAUGUUUCAAUAAGGAACAUUCCCAUAACAAGGCCGGGCGCUCACGGAAAACCCGCUCCUGUAGAAGCCCGAAAGUCAACAUCAUCAACAGAAUUAGUCAGACAUGAAUAUGCCUGGAAUUCGGCCAGCAUAGCAUCUCCUGAAGAAAUCUUAAGAAAAGCCGUCAAAGCCGUUACAACUAGAAAAUUAAUAUACAAAAGAGCUUUAUCCCCAAAAGCCAUAUCUAAAAUACCUUCCUCUACAAAACCAUUAUCUAAAAAACCUUCAUCAACAAAAACUAUAUCUAAAACAGUUUCCUCUACAAAAUCAUUGUCUAAAAAAACUUCCAUUGCAAAGUCGACAUCCAAAAAAGCACCAGUAGUGUCAUCUACAGAAGUUCCAGCUGCACAAGUACAAAGACUUCCAACGAAUACUCUAAGCUUGCCGCCUUCAUUGCAGAUAAAUCGUCCUUCUAAAGAUAAUGUACUACUUGAGAAAAAAAUGUCCCAAAUUAUGGAUAGACUAUCGCAUAAGCCUAAAACGAAAAAGCCUACAAUAUUCAAAUCUCCACUAGAUGGCGAUACCGUAUCGCUAAAAAGUCUAACAGGUUUCGCACCAAGAAUCAGAACCGUGAGAGUAAAUAUUGGUUCAAUUUAUGAAAAAAAAAUAUUACCAUUGCAAAGUAUACAACUUGGACGUACACCUCUAUUUAGGAAAAGCAUGAGGCAAACUGCUGCAUUACAAGUAAUGGAAAUACGACGUAGAAAUAAAUUGGAAGCCAAAUGGGGUAAGGAAAAAAUCGAAGACAAAAAAAGAAAAAAGAAACCUAAAGCGCAUAAAAAGCAGAAAACAGAGAGCAUAGAAGAAAAUCUAAUGUCGCAGAUUAGUGGUUUGCCUAAAAGCGAAGCCAAAAAGAGUAAAAAGAAAAAAGCUAAAGCGCAUAGAAAGCGCAUGUCACGAACUGAUAGUUUAAAGGACAUCAAGAAUUUGUCUAAGCAUAAUUUUGAAAGAAGGAUGUCUAGAAAAUCAAAAAGGAGUGCACAAUCACAGGCAAGUGUGGACCCAAGGCUCCUUGACAGAUCAAGUACAAAAGCAUUUAGUCUGCGCAGAGAGACAAGAGAAAAUGUUAUGGCACUUUGGAUGAACAGGCGAAUGAGCAGAACAUCUAAAACAUCGAAAGUAUCUAAAAAAUCAGGCAAAAGUGAGCGGAAAUCCAGUCUUAUAAGUUAUUCCUCCUUAAACAUGAGACGUUCGCCUAGCAUAAGUUCAAGAGAUGUGUUGACACUAAAGCGAAUGCAGCAGAAGGCUCAACAACAACGACGAAUGCGAUCGUCAAUAAUGAUUCAACCGAAACGUGGAGAAAGUGCUUCGGUAGUAUCUUAUGAUAAUGUAUCAAACGAAGAUCAAGUAGAUCUGGCGAAAAACAUUUAUCAAAUUCAUCCAGAGCUCGCAGCAGAAUCUGCUAAUUCGUUGCGCUUAAGAGCAUCACAUUUCGCUUCGCUGCGACCCAACCAGAGUUCACUGUCACUAAUCGAAGAUUUAAAAAUAAUUCAAUAUACACCAAUUGAUAUUGCUCAGCACAUUGAAGGUUUUUUUAGAAGAUAUAAAAGUGAAAUCAAUUUUAAAUGCCUCCAAAUGCCAAAAUGUUGGCCAAAACCACUGCAAGAGCCGGUGAAAAAAGCAUUUAAACGAAGAAAACAAAGUUACGAAAAAGCGCAGCCUAAAAUUAAAUCAACAAAACCUAAGCGUCAAUGCAAACGAGUGCGGAAGAGUUUAGUACAGCAAACAGAUGAAUCUAAAACUGAAUCUACUUCCGAUGGCAAAACAGAAUCAGCAAGCUGUGAAAUCUGUCGCAGUUACCGUGAAACGGAGCCCGAUCCGCCGUUUAUUAUCGAAAUGGAAAAGCAAAAGGCAAACGAGGAGCUUAAGCGCUAUUACAUGUCUAAGCAGCUAUACAAGUCACCCUAUACCACCCAAGCGACAAGCUCAGCAACAAAAUGUAGCGACACCGAGGCCAUGCGUCAAAAUCUCGAGAAAUGUUUAAUGCUGCUUGGCCAAUGUGAAAGCAUGUUGGACAUCAAUUGAGAAGAAAUUCAAUUUUUAAACAGCAGACUGUAUUGUGAUUUAGUUAGUUUGACAAAUUGUACACUCGAUUUGUCGAAUAGUUGAAUCAUAAUGCAUUUUACUU
Molecule: messenger RNA, 2880 nt
Organism: Drosophila busckii
Lineage: Eukaryota; Metazoa; Arthropoda; Insecta; Diptera; Drosophilidae
Exons: 1
Coding region: 111-2777 (888 amino acids)
Source: RefSeq, a predicted model, not a curated record